CAACAACAACAACAACAUCAACAACAGCAAACUGCACAGCACCAUCAUCACCAUCAUCAGACACAGCAACAAAGUCUUCAUCAAUCGCAACAGCAGCAUCCACAACAACAACAACAUCAACAGCAGCAACAACUCUCCGCUGCUCUUAGUCAAACAUUACAACAAAAUCUGGCAGCUACUACCUCAAAUGUGAAUGUUGCCGCUGCCGCGGCUGCAGCUGCUGCGGCAGCUACCGUUUCUACAAAUCCUCAUUCAAUAUUCGGUACCGGUAAUUUUCACUAUAAAACAAAUAACUCUUGGUCCAUACCUUCACUGUCAUGCUAUCAGCGUCUCUAUAAUGAAAAUGCUCACUACCAUGCUCAGCGUAAUUUUAACGCAAAUUCGACCGAGACCUCCACAAAUAUCAAUCAGAAUGUUUCCAGCUUAGUAUGUAAUAAUAAUAACAAUAAUAUUAACAACAAUAAUAACACUGUGGGCAAUGGUAACGCUAACGCAAACAACUCAUCAAACGCAAACACAAAUUCAGUUUUGGGUAAUGUUUCGGCCACAACAACUGUACAACAUGUGGCCAAUGCUGUGGCAGCUGCUGUUAUUGCAAAUGAACAUCAAAAUCAUUUAAACAAUUUAAAAUCACGGUUUCAGCCGACAAGUACAGGUAAGCUUCAAUAUUUCUUGCUCUAUGGUUACUUCCUGCAAAUGUGUACGAUUCUUAAUGUAAUUAUCUUUCGUUAUCGGCAUCAUCACUAUCAUUAUGAUCAUCGUUAAAAAUUAAUCUGAAACUUUACCAAAAAUUGUGAAAUUUUCUACAAUUUAUUUAUAAUUAAGAUUUGUUGUUGUUUUGUUUACUUUUGAUAUGUAU
Molecule: messenger RNA, 859 nt
Organism: Glossina fuscipes
Lineage: Eukaryota; Metazoa; Arthropoda; Insecta; Diptera; Glossinidae
Product: myb-like protein I
Exons: 2
Source: RefSeq, a predicted model, not a curated record